GAAAAGUCCUGUAAAGUAUGGCAGACCGGACAACUUUAGAUACAAAUGAAGAAUUUGUGGAUUGUACAGAUAUAUUUCUUGAUAAAGUGAUUGAGGAUUGUAUGACUGUUCCGUCUUCGGAUCAUUUGCCCGAUGAGAGUGAAGAGUUUUGUGCAUCUGUUAUGAUAAAAGAAAACCUCGAUCUGAAUCUCAGACAAGGUGAUGAAGAUAAAAGUGAUAGAUAUUAUAACUUCAGUGGAACAGUGCCGUAUUCCAGAGAGAAGCUAGUUCCACUUUGCUUACAAGGAGAUGACAUAAGUUUUGAUUUAGACGAAAACAUCUCCAUCAUACGGCGAUCACAAAGUGACGAUUUGCUUUCCACCAGUAGAUCUUCAAGUAAGAAUGGCCACUUUAAUUUGCAACGCCCAACAAAGAGCGAGAAAAACAGUCGUGAAAUCAUUUAUCCUCAUAAGACCUUAAAUGAUACUUUGCAGUCCACUCCGUCCAAUCCUACUGACGGACUGGCCAAUGAUGCAAGUAGUGAUGCUAGUUCGUGUAACGUAGACUUCAUGGCAGAGUAUGAACGCAGAGUCGAUCUUUUAGAAUGCUCCGACUAUGCACUGGAGGAAGCGUUUGUUAUGAUACGAGGUUGUGUUGAGAAACUUUGCUUAAAUAACGGUAUUUUAUCUGAAAUCCAAGAACAAGAACAGUCAAAUGAAAAGAGAUCAGAAGUAGUUAUGUCAGAAGAAGCUGAAAAAGAUGAGGAAAACGAUAAGCAUGUGAAAGAAAAAGACCAGAAAACAGAUAAAGAUACGUCAGAUCAGAGGAAGACAGGAAAUUUCACAGAGUGCCAAGACAAUAAGGUUAUUCUUAAAGACCUUUUGGCAUUGCUUGGGGAAUUGGAAUCUAGAUUUGAACAUUUCACAUCUGAUAUUGGAGAUCUGGUUCAGUUGGGAGCUUUGUCGGCCAAACAUGCCAUGAGAUUAGAGCAAUACGCCAAGAUUGUUCAGAGUACAUACGUGAAUCUGAGGGCGGACAACGAGAAGAUACACGAAUAUUUACAAGACAAAGAGGCAAAUUGGGUUCAGACACAAGCUCAACUGCACAACGAGAUCGUCCGUCAAACAGAGGAGAUCCAGACGUUAAUGACCGAACUCUCCAAGAGUAGUUCACAAAACCGAAUCCGAAACCAAAUGCAAGAUCGACACCUCAAUAAAGUAAAGAAAGAUGUACAUUCUACUGAGGAUAUCGUCGAUUUGAUGCUGCACCAGAGAUGUUCAAUAGAAAAAGCAAUGGCACAGGAUUUCAGUCGUCAAUCUAAGAUUCAUGAGCUAAAAUUGCUGGUGCUUCAACAGCAAAGUUAUGUCCAAAAGUUAGAGCUACAAAACAAGGAAAUGGAUCUGGUUCUGCGGGGACUGCUGUUUUCAACUGAUGAGCCACAAGAGCCACCAAAGGAUUUCCAGAAUAUAUCUCCAUUAAAAAAUCCCAUCAGUAUGAUAUCAGACGUUCUUUUCUGUGAUCAAGCUCAAUAUCUAGUGGAUAAGUCUACUGACAGUUCUCUGGUCUCAGAACAAGUAUUCCAGAUAGGGGAUUCCACUAGGAGUGAAACACAAUCAGAGGCAGUCUUUGACCCACAGCGUCUGUCAUACGUACGUAACAAAAUACGUGAACAAGAAAUACCUGAAUCUCGGCCUGUUUUAGCUCGAGAUCUCGGAAGUGGCGAGAGUAAAGGGUUAGAUGAUAUAAACGUGGAGCAUGAUGCACGUGUGGAAGAAAGUAUAAAUGUGCAAAUUUUGGAUGAUCCAGCUUCGUUUGAAGAAUUUAGAAGCGCCGUCGAAAUACAAGAACAGUAGAAGAAAAGGAUUGCGUUCAUCAGUAAUGAAUAAAUGAUAAUUCUGUGAUAAUUAAAUGAAAUUUUAGUGUUUACUGUUCGUUUUUUUGAGUCUGUGAUAUUCGUGCCAUAUUUUUUCUUUGAAAUUAUAUCGUAACUUUUACCGUUUUGUAAUAUUAUGUAUGUCUAUAUGUACAUAUAUUGUAAUAACUGGCAUGUAUAGUAGUAUAUAGAAAUUACAAAUAGUUUGUUGUCCUU
Messenger RNA from Saccostrea echinata, 2068 nucleotides. RefSeq lists its product as uncharacterized. The transcript is spliced from 7 exons. Lineage: Eukaryota; Metazoa; Mollusca; Bivalvia; Ostreida; Ostreidae. Bases 18 to 1832 code for a protein of 604 amino acids. The record is from RefSeq and is a predicted model, not a curated record.